UAUCUCCAUUUCUUCUCUUUCAGAUUAUUGACCAUAUCUGAGUAUGGCUGAAGCAAUUGUUUCGGUUGCCUUGGAGCUGCUGGAUUCAAUUCUACUUCCAACUGCUGGCUUCAUAGGAGAACAUGUGAGGCUAGUGGGAGACGUUGAAGAAGAAGUAGACAAGCUUAAGAACAAUCUUGAAGCCAUUCAAGCUGUGCUACUUGAUGCAGACCAAAAACAAAUGAAGAAUAGAGCUGUGAGAGUUUGGUUGAAUCGGCUCAAAGAUGCAUGCUAUGACGUGGAAGAUGUGUUGGAUGAGUGGAAAACUGAAAUCAUAAAACUCAAAAUUGAGGGAGGAUAUGUUCAUAAUGCUCUUGCUCCUAAGAAGAAGGGAGCCUUCAAAUAAGAGGGUUGGGAAAUGUGACAAAUGUGAG
Messenger RNA from Pistacia vera, 413 nucleotides. RefSeq names its product putative disease resistance protein RGA4. The coding region runs from base 44 to 385 and encodes 113 amino acids. Lineage: Eukaryota; Viridiplantae; Streptophyta; Magnoliopsida; Sapindales; Anacardiaceae. The record is from RefSeq and is a predicted model, not a curated record. The transcript has 2 exons.